Molecule: messenger RNA, 2452 nt
Organism: Monopterus albus (swamp eel)
Lineage: Eukaryota; Metazoa; Chordata; Actinopteri; Synbranchiformes; Synbranchidae
Gene: gatb
Product: glutamyl-tRNA(Gln) amidotransferase, subunit B
Exons: 13
Coding region: 74-1717 (547 amino acids)
Biological process (GO): glutaminyl-tRNAGln biosynthesis via transamidation; mitochondrial translation
Cellular component (GO): mitochondrion; glutamyl-tRNA(Gln) amidotransferase complex
Molecular function (GO): glutaminyl-tRNA synthase (glutamine-hydrolyzing) activity
Source: RefSeq, a predicted model, not a curated record
ACUCCAUUUAGAAAUGUCACUGUAAACAAACUACAACUCCCGUGCCGUGUUUUCCUGAAGCCUUACUGACAAUAUGGCUGCGUCCUCUGUUGCAGCAAGUGAACUGCUGCAUAAUACGAGUAAACAUUUGUCAGUAUUAUAUUCAAAGGCUCCGUGUGUAAUUAGACAAAUAAGUACAUGUUUACGGUGUUAUAAUCAACCGCAGCUGAGAGCAGAAAGUGCUUCUCAGCAGCUGGUUGGAGUGGUUGGCUUGGAAAUUCAUGCCCAGAUUAACUCCAACACCAAGCUGUUUUCCAGCUCACCGGUUUGCUUCUUAGCACCUCCUAACUCCCUGGUGUCAUUCUUUGAUGCAUCUUUACCUGGCACGUUACCCGUCCUGAACAGACGAUGUGUCGAGGCAGCCGUGAUGACAGGGCUGGCUCUUGAUUGCACUAUAAACAGGAAGUCCCUUUUUGACAGGAAACAUUACUUCUACGCUGACCUCCCUGCUGGAUACCAGAUCACCCAACAACGGCGGCCCAUUGCUGUAGAUGGCAUGCUGACUUACAGCCUCCUUGGAGGAAUAAAGAGAAGCCAGGUGAUCAAGAAGAAUGUCCACAUCAAGCAGAUUCAGCUGGAGCAGGACAGUGGCAAGAGUCUCCACGAUGACGUCCGCAGCCAGACGCUCAUAGAUCUCAACAGAGCAGGUGUAGGUCUAAUGGAGCUGGUGAUGGAGCCAGACAUGAGCUGUGGAGAGGAGGCUGCUGCAGCUGUGAGGGAGCUUCAGCUCAUCCUGCAAGCCCUAGGCACCUGUCAAGGCAACAUGUCUGAGGGCCAGCUGAGAGUAGAUGCCAAUGUGUCCGUCCACAGACCAGGUGAGCCCCUGGGCAUCAGAACAGAGGUGAAGAACAUCAACAGUGUCCGAUACCUGGCCCGGGCUAUAGACUAUGAGAUCCAGAGACAGAUUGACAUCCUGCAGAGAGGGGGGACGGUACAAAAUGAGACCCGUGCCUAUGAUGCCAAAUUAGGGGAGACCAUUCCUAUGAGGGACAAAGAGGGUCUUCAGGAUUACAGGUUUAUGCCAGAGCCCAACCUGCCCCCUCUGAUUGUGUUUGAGGAUAAUGCAUCGCUGCCCGCUGGCAUUGAUGCGUGCCAGGCGGUGGUGUUGCAGAAGAUAAGGGAAGGGCUGCCAGAGCUACCUAGUGUCAAAAGAGACAGGCUGGUGCAAAUGUACGGCAUCCUGCCCGAGCACAGCUUCACUCUGGUGAACGAGGACGGGCUGAUGGAGUACUUUGAGGCGGUGCUGAAGGAAACCAAAGCGGGGCCAAGGAAGGUAACUGGCUGGGUGACAAACGAGCUGUUGGGUCAGCUCAGACAGCAAGACAUGAGUGUGGCCCAGAGCCUGAUAUCACCUCUUGCCUUGGCUGAGCUGCUGGAACUCCAGGAAACAGGGCACAUCUCCUCUUCAGUUGCCAAGCAGGUGUUCCAGGAGAUGUGGUCAUCGGGUAAGACGGCCUUGCAGAUCAUCCAGGAGCAGGACUUGGGGCUCAUUAGUGACACGGCACAGCUGCACAGCAUCUGUCAGAAGGUGGUGGAUUCACACCCUGAUGAGGUUCAUGCCAUCAGAAAUGGAAACAAGAAAGUUCUAAACAAGUUAAUGGGCCUGGUAAAGAAAGAGACCAGAGGUAGAGCCGACCCAGUUCUGGUGAGGAAAAUUUUGCAAGAGGAGACUUCGUGAAGGUUGAACUGCUCUGCGAGACCCAGACCCAUAUCACAGCCAUUUGUGCAAAGAAAGAUACGACAGUGAUGUAGAUCUUUAUGAAGAAGCUCAUAUGGAGAGUAUAUGGCAGAUUAUAUGGUACCUGCUCUUCUGUGGGUGGAUCAAACUAAUGAUGGCCAAGCUGAAAUGAAGAUACCAUCCUUGGUUCCUGAGAGGUUGACAUUUUUGUAAAUACUGUACAUUUCCACCAGACAACAGCCAUUAUCUUCUGUAAGUGCUCAAAAAGUAAUAUAACUCAUUAUAUCACCAUCUGGUUUAUUUAGUCAAAAAGCAUACGUGAUUCAGCCGAGUACAGUAAAUACAUGUUUUUAUGUACUAAUAAACAGAUAAGACCUGAUGAGUCUUAAAAACAGGUGCACUGAUUAACAGUGGAAAAACAAAAUUAAUAUUUAAGAUAAAUUUAAUAAUCAUGUCAAAUUGGAAGCAGUCUUCUAAACCCACCUGCUUAUUUGGUAUUCAGUAUAACCUUUUCAGUACAAGAUGGCCAUUUCCAUACUGCCCAUAAUGGUCAUCUGUGAGGCCAGAAGAUGAAAUUGCUGUUGUGAUGAAUGCUUUCUUAUCAGGAGAGGCAACAGACUUAUCUCAGAUAUCCAGGCAUGAAAGUGAUCAGUGAGCUCCCUCUUGUGGUUGAAGCAUGUUAUUUGUCCUGUUGUGCAUUAAAUAUGGAUUCUUUAUGGCAAUGGGGUGCAGCUC